UCCCGGCGUGCACCGCGCGGGGCAACUGGGAGAGACUGGGAGGGAACUGGAAGGUUGCCGAUGGCCGAGCCCUGCCCGGGCCCUCCCAGUGCUCCCAGUGCCCCCCAGUGCUCCCAGUUCCCCCCUCCCAGUGCUCCCAGUGCCUCCCAGUGGUCCCAGUUCCCCCCUCCCAGAGCCCUCCAGUGCUCCCAGUUCCCCCCUCCCAGUGCCCCCCAGUGCUCCCAUUUGCCCCCUCCCACUCUGGAGGGGCUCAUUCCCCCCUCCCAUUUUGUGCUGCGCCCCAGGUCCCUGGGGGUGGAGCUUGAGGCAGAAAGGGGGCGUGGCCAUGAGUUGGAGGUGGAGCUGAAAGCACUGAAGGGGCGGAGCCAGCACCUGGAGGCAAAGCUUGAGGCUGAAAGGAGGCGGAGCCAGCAGCUGGAGGCCGAGCUUGAAGCAGAAAAGGGGCGGAGCCAAUCCCUGGAGGUGGAACUUAAGUCAGAAAGGGGGCGGAGCCAAGCGCUGGGGGUGGAGCUCGAUGCCCUGAGGGGGCGUGGCCAGCGAUUGGAGGCAGAGCUGGAUGCAGAAAAGGGGCGGAGCCAAAUACUGGAGAUGGAGCUGGAGACCCUGAGGAGGCGGGGCCUUGGCCCAGAGGAGGUGGAGCAAAGCCCAGAGCAGGUGCUGCUGGGCCGCUGGCGCCAGAAGGUUUUCCAGCUGCUGCUGCAGGUGAGGCUGCAGCAGGGCCAGGAGCUGCAGCUGCAGGGACAGGUGCGCUCCCUGGGUGCUGCAGUGGCCGCCGGGUCCCGACAGGUGUCGCUGUUGGAGCUGCGGCUGCGCCAGGGGGAGCAGGAGAGACAGGCCCUGUCCCAAGAGCGGCUCCGGGCGGAGGCGGCCGAGGAGGAACUGGGGAAAUUGGGCCAGGCCCUGAGCCGGCUGUUGGGGACACUGGGCAUGGCCCUGGCCGAUGUCACCGUGGCUGUCGGGGCCCUGGGGACCCUCAGUGAGCGCCUGGGACGGGCCCAGCACCGACUGCGGGGAGGAGUUGGAGACACACUUGGGGACACUGGAGAAACUGUGGGGACUUUGGGGACACUGUGGGGACACUGUGGUGGCCGUGUCUGCUGUCCCUGUCCCAGUGUCCCCUCUGUCCCCAGUGCUGGUGGCCUCAGGGCGGCUCCGGUGGCAGCAGGAGCUGGAGGGGACAGCAGGGGACAGCAGCACGGUGGCCCCAGAGGUGACAUUGGAGCAGGUGAGGGGGUGGCACCAAGGGAAUACUGGGGGUGGCUCUGUCCCCAGGGUGUCACCCUCAUGUCCCCCCCAGGCCACCAAAGGUGGGGAUGGAACUCGGCCACACCCAGGCACAGUGUCCCUGGCCCCGUUGGUGACGCAUCUCCAGGCCCUUGGUGCCGCCAUCCUUGGGGACAUCGGGGACCCCGCAGUGCCAGGACCCCCAUGGGGACACAGGUGACAUCAUCAGGGACACAGGGGACAUCAUCAGGGAAUGGUGACACUGCGGGGACUGAGAUGAUGUCACUUUGGUGGUGGUGGUGACAUCACUACGGUGAUGUUGAUGAUGUCACUAUGAUGAUGAUGAUGUCAUGGCUCUGCCCCA
This is a messenger RNA of Haemorhous mexicanus (house finch), 1588 nucleotides long. RefSeq lists its product as uncharacterized. The coding region runs from base 61 to 1527 and encodes 488 amino acids. The record is from RefSeq and is a predicted model, not a curated record. Lineage: Eukaryota; Metazoa; Chordata; Aves; Passeriformes; Fringillidae. The transcript has 10 exons.